Molecule: messenger RNA, 1146 nt
Organism: Aphidius gifuensis
Lineage: Eukaryota; Metazoa; Arthropoda; Insecta; Hymenoptera; Braconidae
Product: dynein axonemal heavy chain 2-like
Exons: 6
Coding region: 16-1146 (376 amino acids)
Source: RefSeq, a predicted model, not a curated record
UAACAACAAAGGAAUAUGACAAUUUUAAUAGAUGGAUCAUUUUAUUGUGCUUUUAAUUUAGGUCUAUCAGAUGAAGAGAAAGAAUUAUUUAAAUAUCUCAUUGAUGAUUUGAGGAGAAGAUUAAAAACUGGCAGAACAAAACUCACUUGGAACACUGAGUUUGUUGAAAGAUAUGUCGAUCAAUGCUAUGAACAUGUUACAAAACUUGAUGAAUUUUUUAGAAUAUACAAAAUAUGUUGCUGUGAAAUUAUGAAAAUUUGUGAAAAUAUUUGUGAUCUGUCUUUUAUCAAUAUAAAAUCUAAUUAUACUUACAAGUUGUCAGAAUUUUACGAUGAAAUAUUAAUUCAAAGGGAUACGGUUUUUAAAAAAAUUCGAAACAAGUAUGAUGAAAUUAUCAGAUAUGUUCUUGUUGUAAUUGAAGAAUAUCAAAAAAUAUUAAAAGAUAAUACAGUAGAGUGGAUAACUUACUUGGAAAACUUGGAUUAUCUUAUUGAAGAUUCAUUGAGAACUUCAUUACAAAAGUCACUGUCUGCUCUUUACGAUGUUCUUCAUGGUACUGGAAAAAUUGAGCCAUCACCAUUUCUUCUAAUUGAAGUUACACUCGUGGACAAUGAGAUCACUCUUGUGCCAUCACCAAAUGACAUAGCCAAAACAAUAAGUGAAAUGUUGAACAAGUCAUUGGAAAAAUUUUCAUCUUUUUUAAAGCUAACAAGUAGAUUUGAAUUAAUCUCAAUUGGUAAAUUAAAUUAUAUCAAUUCUUUUCAAGAUUAUCAAACACUGGUUAAGCUUCAAAAAUUAUUGGACGCUGAAAUGUCAAAGUGCUUUUCACUCACUCGAGCUAAUUUAAAAAUUUGGGAACCAUAUAAAGAUUUGUGGAAAGAAAAUAUUGAUGAAUUUAUGUUAAAAUAUACCACAUUAAAACCAACUUCAACAUCAAUAAGUUCAGAUAUUUUUCGUUUCUCAGCUAUAUCAAAUAAUGUAAACUUACAAGAAACUGUAACAACAGUACAUUUUGUCUUAAUUGAUUGCAAUCAUUUAAAGACAGAAUUGAGUGAUCGAUGCUCACUGAGGCUGGAAAAAUUACGAGCAUUGAGUUAUGAUACUCUGGAAUCACAUGAAAAUAUUCACGACAAAAUAAUAGACUAG